Messenger RNA from Eutrema salsugineum, 947 nucleotides. Its product is annotated as putative RNA methyltransferase At5g10620. Lineage: Eukaryota; Viridiplantae; Streptophyta; Magnoliopsida; Brassicales; Brassicaceae. The record is from RefSeq and is a predicted model, not a curated record. Gene Ontology annotation, molecular function: methyltransferase activity. The transcript is spliced from 7 exons. The coding region runs from base 103 to 729 and encodes 208 amino acids. Gene Ontology annotation, biological process: rRNA processing.
GGCGUCGAGUGUCCAACGGAUAUGUGCAAUCGUUCGUCGUUAAACUUGAAGAACUGAAAAUGGCCAUCUCUUUCAUAGCUACUUCUCACCUGAAGCAGCCCUAUGCCUCUGCUUCUCUCACUCCUCAGGAACAAGGAAGAACAUGUAGAUACGCUGGUCAAGCAGUGGUUAGAAACCCUCUCUGCUCGAGCUUCUAUCGAAUUGAUUAGAAAUGGGCGUUUAGUUUUUGAUGGAAUUGGUACUUUUGGGUCACAGAGAUCUCUGCCUAUACGGGUAAUAACAGUGGGGAAAAAGAGAUCGGAAGGUGUUCGACUCUUGGUCGAUGAGUACAAAAUCAAGCUUAAACCUUAUUGCUCCUUUGAAGAUUCAUUGGUUCGCUCUAAUCCUCGAAAUGCGCAGGAUGUGAGAGCUCAGGUUGAUGAUGAAGAGGUGGCUAUGAUGAAGCUUAUUGGGUCUGAUGAUUGGGUUGUGGUGCUUGACGAGAGAGGCCGUGACAUUAACUCAGAGCAGAUGGCUGAUUUACUAGGCGAUGCAGGAAAUAGUGGAGCUUCGAGGAUAUCGUUUUGUAUAGGUGGAGCUUAUGGACAUGGAAGACAAGUGAGGAAGCGAGCUAAUGUGACCAUUAGACUUUCCUCCAUGGUUCUGAAUCAUCAGAUAGCUCUUGUGGUCUUGAUGGAACAGCUUUACAGGUCAUGGACUAUUCUCAAGGGACAAAAUUACCAUCACUGAUGAUAUUGACAUUAAAGCUGAGACAAGAUAGGAACCAUUUCAGGCCAUGGCUUAGGCAACGCGACAAGCGGCUCAGCCUUAGCCAUUGCCACACCAAACACAGGCCUCAUGUCUACAUCUCCUUCUUCUAGCUUCUCCCACUCAAAACACUGAACCAAUGCUCCAACAGCAAGCGCCACUGUCCUCAUACCAAAUCCAGCUCCAGGACACGCCCUCCU